Microcebus murinus (gray mouse lemur) is the source of this 5413-nucleotide messenger RNA. Lineage: Eukaryota; Metazoa; Chordata; Mammalia; Primates; Cheirogaleidae. The record is from RefSeq and is a predicted model, not a curated record.
CUCAUUAACCAUUGGGAUUGCAGCCAAAACAUAAGACUACAGUGAAUAUAAGAGGAAUUACUGGCGAGAGAGAGCUGUAGACUAACUUCACACUGAACCCAUUACUUUUCCAAGAUCAGAGAAAAUAUUACAUUAACAGGAACUACUUCUUAUUCAGAUAAGAAUUUAAGCUUUGACAUUGUAAACCACAGACAAAUUGGAGCCUGGCAUUGAAAGGAGGUGUUCUGCAACGAUUUUUUUUUUCUUGUUUAAAGAAGUUUACUUCUACAAGAGGAAAUCUGGAAAAUGACAGGAGCAAAGAGGAAAAAGAAAAGCGUGCUUUGGAGCAAGAUGCAUACCCCUCAUUGUGAAGACAUUAAGCAGUGGUGUAGAAGGCGGCUACCUAUUUUGGAAUGGGCACCACAUUACAAUCUGAAAGAAAACUUGCUUCCGGACACUGUGUCUGGGAUAAUGUUGGCAGUUCAACAGGUGACCCAAGGGUUGGCCUUUGCUAUGCUCUCAUCUGUGCACCCAGUGUUUGGUUUAUAUGGGUCUCUGUUUCCUGCCAUCAUUUACGCCAUAUUUGGAAGGGGACGUCAUGUUGCCACAGGCACCUUUGCCUUGACAUCCUUAAUAUCGGCCAACGCCGUGGAACGGCUUGUCCCUCAGAGCGCCCAGAACCUCUCCACGGAGGGUAACGCAAGCGUGCUGGGCUUAUCUGACUUCGAGAUGCAAAGGAUCGGUGUUGCUGCAGCAGUCUCCUUCUUGGCAGGUGUGAUUCAGGUGGCCAUGUUUGUGCUGCAGCUGGGCAGUGUCACAUUCCUGCUUACAGAGCCUGUGAUCAGCGCGAUGACAACUGGGGCUGCCACCCAUGUCGUGACUUCACAAGUCAAGUAUCUCUUGGGAAUGAAAAUGCCAUAUAUAUCUGGGCCACUUGGAUUCUUUUAUAUUUAUGCUUAUGUCUUUGAAAACAUCAAGUCUGUCCGACUGGAAGCAUUGCUCUUAUCCUUGCUGAGCAUCGUGGUCCUUGUUCUUGUUAAAGAGCUGAAUGAACAGUUUAAAAGGAAAAUUAAAGUUGUUCUUCCUGUUGAUUUAGUUUUGAUUAUUGCUGCAUCAUUUGCUUGUUAUUGUACCAACAUGGAAAACACCUAUGGAUUAGAAGUAGUUGGUCAUAUUCCAAAAGGAAUUCCUCCACCUAGAGCGCCCCGGAUGGACAUCCUCUCUGCGGUGAUCACUGAGGCGUUUGGAGUGGCACUUGUAGGCUAUGCGGCCUCACUGGCUCUUGCUCAAGGAUCUGCUAAAAAAUUCAAAUAUUCAGUUGAUGACAACCAGGAAUUUUUGGCCCAUGGCCUCAGCAAUGUGAUUUCUUCGUUUUUCUUCUGCAUACCAAGUGCUGCUGCCAUGGGAAGGACUGCCGGCCUAUAUAGCACCGGAGCAAAGACACAGGUGGCUUGUCUAAUAUCUUGCAUUUUCGUCCUUAUAGUCAUCUAUGCAAUAGGACCCUUGCUUUACUGGCUGCCCAUGUGUGUUCUUGCAAGCAUUAUUGUUGUGGGACUGAAGGGAAUGCUAAUACAGUUCCGAGAUUUAAAAAAAUAUUGGAAUGUGGACAAAAUUGAUUGGGGCAUAUGGGUCAGUACAUACAUAUUUACAAUAUGCUUUGCUGCCAACGUGGGACUGCUGUUUGGCGUUGUCUGUACCAUAGCUAUAGUGAUAGGACGCUUCCCCAGAGCAAAGACUCUACGUAUAAAAAACAUGAAAGAAAUGGAAUUUAAAGUGAAGACAGAAACAGACAGUGAAACACUGCAGCAGGUGAAAAUUAUCUCAAUUAACAACCCACUCGUUUUCCUUAAUGCAAAGAAAUUUCAUAUGGAUUUAAUGAACAUAAUCCAAAAGGAAAAUGCCAGCAACCAGCUACUUGAUGACAUCAGCAAGUGUGAACAAAACACGCUGCUCAAUUCUCUAUCCAAUGGCAACUGCAAUGAAGAAGCUUCCCAGUCCUGCCCUAAUGAUAAGUGUUCUUUAGUCCUGGAUUGCAGCGGAUUGACCUUUUUUGACUAUUCCGGAGUCUCCAUGCUUGUUGAGGUUUACAUGGACUGUAAGGACAGGAGUGUGGAUGUAUUGUUAGCCCAUUGCACAGCUUCCUUGAUGAAAGCAAUGCAGUAUUAUGGAAACCUAGACUCAGAGAAACCAAUUUUUUUUGAAUCCGUAUCUGCUGCAAUAAGUAACAUCCAUUCAAAUAAGAACAUUUGGUGCCUCCCAGAGUCAUCCCUAUUAUAUUCAAUCAGAACAAAUUUGAGCAAACUCAGUGACCACAGUGAAGUCUGAGACCCUUGUCUUCAAGUACAGCUCUUGUCUUAAGCAACUGCCCCAAAGAGGCCAUAUGCUGGCAUUUUGCACAACCUUUUUGUUAUUUAGAUCCUACAAAUGACCUCUACUACAAUAAGUAUGAUAUGACUUAGUAACUGCAUAGCUGCUGGUCAAGAAUUGCCAAUAAUUUUUUCCAAUCUUUAUUAAUAAGCAAAUUCACUUGCUUAUUUUAUAUAAAAAUUGGUAUGUAUUUAGUUUUAGUGUACUGAAGGGUAAACAUGAUUUUAUUUCCUUUUACCACAGUAUUUUGUUUUAUUUCUAUUUUGCUGUAAAUUGAUGUGUAAAAUUGAGAAAUACUUUUGUCAUAAGAGAAUUGGAACAUUUAUAAGCCAUUUGUAAAAAUUCAGGAUCAUCUGUAACUAAUACGUGAAAACAACUUAGCAAAUGUGCCAUUUUCUCAUAUCUUCUCCCACCAAAAUCCAUUUAAAUAUCAAUAAGGCUAAAUAUUACUUAAUAUAAUAAGAUGUCAAAGUCACAGAAAAUAAACAAAAACAAAUGGCAAACUAAAAAUCAUAUAUCUCCAUACCUUUCUAUACAUUUAUUCAUUCCUAGAGUAUUUAGAACUGUUUUUCAUAAUCAGAAGAAAAUUGGUAUCCCAAUAAAGCCAAAUUCUUGACAUGUUUAUUUUGCUGUGAAUAUUGGAAGUGCUUAGGUUCUAGGGACCUAAUAGCUCUAAUUUCCACAUUCCCACCCAGUAAGAGGCUCUAGUUUCUGCUUAAGUUUUGUUGGAGCCAGGAAAGUGGAAAUUGCACAUUUUAUGUCUUUUUACAACUAUGAUUUUUAAAUGAGAAAAUACUACUAGUAGAAUAGCUUUGUGCUUUCUACUACUUCAGUAGUUUUGCAUUUUCUUAUUUCAGAGAGACAGACAAUAUAAUAUACUAUGUUUUUGUGUCUAUAUCCACAUAGAUAGAUAAAUAGAUCUCCAUAGUAUUCUUUCCUUUUUCUUUUGUUAGAGGAGACCUUGGAUGUGAUUAUCUGCAAACCCACCAAAACUAACAGGAUAAUUGACAAAUAAACAUAACAGGCCAAGGUGAACUGUAUGGUAUUGUUUUCAUGCAUGUACAGAUAUUUUCAAUCAUAUACAAGUACAGAGAGUUUCACAUUUUUAUCUGACAAAUUGAUGUGCCUAAGAAGAAAUCUCAUUUUCAAAGAUAGACAUAGACAUGUAAUUAUGCUUAAGCCUUAAUGGUGUUUUAACUGCUCUAGAAAUUACCAGUGUGAGAAAAAGCCAGGUACUUUAAAGUGAGUUUGAGAAACAGUUUGAAAAUAAAAUGAAAAGACCAGUCAUUUAGGAGCUUUCAAUAGCAUCUAUAAGAAUAAAUAAUAAAUAAAUAAAUUGACUGACACACGAUAGAUUAUAAUGGUCCCUAGCAAUUGUGUGGUAAACAUUUAUACGGUCCUUUAUUUUAACAUUAAGUCCUAAGUAGCACAAUGAAAUAAAAUGAAAGGGGAAUAAUGAAUGUUUCAAAUUCUUGUCACUUAUCCAACCAUUUCAAUUUUGAUUUAGAUGUACAAAGAAUGGUUUUUGUUCCGAAGGUAGCCUCAAUCUUUUCAUCACUAAUUUGGAUUGAAUCGAGUCAGGCCAACUCCCAUCAAAUACUAUUCCAGGGAAAGGUGGACGUGAUGAUUGAAGGUAAAAUUUCCUUAGAGAAAGGAAUUUUACUCUGCUUAGUCCAAUCAAAUUAUUCCGGUGGUGACGGUGGUAAUAUUCAUCAUUUCUAAUACACUGGAAAAUAACUCAUGAAAAGUCUCAAAAAAAUAAAUAACUCAUGACUCAAGAAAAGUAAAAAAAAUAAAAUUUAUUUUUCUAUGUAUAAAUUAAUAUUUUGCUUUGCAACUUUGAACUAUAAUUGAAUUCAUGUACUACAAGCAUUUUCUAAUUUGUUAGAGAUUAUGGGCCAUGGAUGACAUUAAAAUCAUUAUAGUUAAUCAAUGAUAAUUUGUUUUAUGGUAUUGUUAAAGCUGACACAGUAUUGUCUGAGCAGUGACAUUUGAGUACAUUUCAAUGUUUAUAGAAGUUUAAUGGAUAAGACUUUAAAGCCAGUAACUUGGGUGUCAAAUAUUAAUGCUAUAUUCAAAAUAAAGGAAGACCAAACCAUGCACCUUAUAAAGCCCUUUGUCUGAAGGUUUCUUCAGCACACGAGGCCACAAUGACUGUUGACCCAGAGGAAUUCGUUGGAAUUGAGUUCUUAGAGUCUAAGAGUGGAACAUGAGUUUAAACAUACAAGAUCCUAAAACAUAAAUGUUUAUUUCAAAGCAGGCAUAGACAACACAAAACUACAAUAUGGUCCUGAUGCAAGAAUGUUUCUAGAGUUACACUGAAUUAUUUUUAUGAGAUCACCUUAUUUUUACAUAUGAUAAACUACUUCCGUAAUACUUAUUAUGGUAAAAUAAAAUUAGAAAAAAUUAAAACUGACCUAUAAGAGUGUUAAGGGCCUAUUAGAAUGGCAUAUAUAAAUUAAGCAUAAAAUAUGUAAUCAGGAAAAGACUGUUAACAUUACAUUUAUGCAAAUUAAAUGCCCUUAAAUUUCACCAUUUGUCUUUCAUUUUAAAGGUUAUUUGCCCCCGAUUAUAUGAUUCAAGUGUUAUAAGGUUUAGCCUGAACUACUUUGCAGUAAUUUAUUUGACAGAUCUCUAUUCUAUAAAUGUGUAAUGUAAUGAGGAAAGAGAUCUUUCUUUUUAAAUGAAAACAUUAAUGUGUUAAUACCCUGUAUGGAUAAUGUUUGACAUUUAGUGGUCACCAAAAUAUAUUAGUAUGUUGCUGAACAUAUUAAUACAUAUGCCUUAGAAAUGCACAUUCUGUAUUCUGUGGGAUGAUAAUCUAAUUCAAUAUAGAAUAUGCUAUUUGGCAGUGAGUUUGUUGCCAGAUUUCAAAUAGGGAGCUAAGUGGCACUUUCACAAUCCAAAGAUUUUUAGUUAAAAAUCAUGUAGUCUAAUACACUGCACUUAUUUUUUAUAUUUUUCAAUGCAUUUAAUUAUCUUUUUUUAUAAUUCUUUGUACUAACCCAGCAUGUAACAACCAAUUUACUUGGAAAUAAAUUGAAAUAUGAUAACUAUUAUGCUUAAA